Molecule: messenger RNA, 1934 nt
Organism: Daucus carota subsp. sativus
Lineage: Eukaryota; Viridiplantae; Streptophyta; Magnoliopsida; Apiales; Apiaceae
Exons: 10
Coding region: 95-1789 (564 amino acids)
Biological process (GO): tRNA methylation; tRNA wobble uridine modification
Cellular component (GO): cytoplasm; cytosol
Molecular function (GO): GTP binding; GTPase activity; protein binding
Source: RefSeq, a predicted model, not a curated record
AUGCUUCCUGUUCUCAUUAGAAAAAAUUAUUUUCUGUAAACCCACCGGUUAUCUGAUCCAAGACAGGAACCAAAAGGAGCAGCAGAAUCGAUCGAUGGGUCUUGUUGUUUCUCCUACACUUCGUUCUCUGCUAUCUACUCUAUACUCCCUCUCUUCAAGAACUAAUUCAAGACCAUGUUUCUUUUACUCCAGAACUUCACUCUCUCUCAUAUCCUCUCUCCCCUUUAAACCCGCUCAUUUUCCCCUUCUCCAUCUCUCUCCUAAACCCCCCUUCGCUCUUUUCUGCUCAAACGCUACAGAGAGAACAGUGGUGCUCAACAAUGAUGCAAGAGUGACUCUUAAUUCAGACCCAGUUGCAGAUUCAAGUGCUACGAUUGCUGCUAUUGUUACUUCUAUUGGUGGACCGCCUGGGGCUGUGGGGAUUGUCAGAUUAUCUGGUCCUACUGCGGUUACUAUUGUUUCAAAAGUUUUUAGUCCUGGACUAAAGAACAAGAAAAAGAAUAGAGAUAGUUAUAGUUGGAAACCCACUAGUCAUUUUGUUGAAUAUGGUCUUGUUUUCGACUCUGAUGACAAUGUUGUCGAUGAGGUUUUGGCUGUACCCAUGUUGGCUCCUAGAUCUUAUACACGAGAAGAUGUAGUCGAGCUUCAGUGUCAUGGUAGUGAGGUCUGUCUGCAGCGUGUACUGAGAGUGUGCCUGGAAGCUGGUGCAAGGCUUGCUGAGCCAGGUGAGUUCACCCUUCGUGCUUUCCUGAACGGUCGUUUGGACCUUUCUCAAGCUGAAAAUGUGGGAACACUCAUAUCAGCCAAAUCCGUGGCUGCUGCAGAUGCUGCAUUGGCUGGAAUCCAGGGUGGAUUCUCCUCUUUGGUGAGAUCACUGAGAAUUCAGUGCAUUGAGUUACUCACCGAGAUUGAAGCUCGUUUAGAUUUUGAUGAUGAAAUGCCACCGCUAGAUGUGGAUCUAGCUAUGGACAAGAUACGUGCGAUGUCUGACCAUGUGAAGGAUGCACUUGAAACUGCUAACUACGACAAACUUUUGCAGUCAGGGUUGCAGAUAGCAAUCAUUGGAAGGCCAAAUGUUGGAAAAUCUAGCCUUCUUAAUGCAUGGAGCAAGAGUGAGAGGGCGAUAGUGACAAAUGUUGCUGGAACCACAAGGGAUAUUCUGGAAGCUGAUAUUACUGUUCAUGGUAUACCUGUCACCCUCCUCGACACAGCUGGUAUAAGGGAAACUGAGGAUAUUGUAGAAAAAAUUGGAGUAGAGAGAUCUAGAGCAGCUGCUAUGGGUGCUGACCUGAUUAUUAUGGCAGUAAGUGCACUCGAGGGUUGGACUUUGGAAGACACCGAACUUCUUGAUAGAAUUAAUUGCAAUAAGAGUGCAUAUGAAUCUUCUUCUCCAGUGAUCCUUGUAAUCAACAAAAUAGACUGUGUUCCAAAUGCUUCUUCCAAAUGGGUCAAUAACAGUGGCUACACAUUUGUAAAGUGCAUUUUUACUUGUGCUGUCACUGGUCAAGGCAUACAGGAUCUCGAGACAGCGAUCCUAGAAAUUAUUGGUCUUGACAGAAUUCCUAGAGGAGGCCGCAAGUGGGCUGUGAACCAGAGGCACUGUGAGCAGCUUCUACGGACCAAGGAUGCUCUUCUUAGGUUAAUGUCAACAAUCGACGAUGAAAUGCCCUUAGAUUUUUGGACGAUUGAUUUAAGAGACGCUGCUAUGGCUCUGGGGCAAAUCAGUGGAGAGGACAUAUCUGAAGAAGUUUUGUCGAGCAUCUUCAGCAAAUUUUGUAUUGGUAAAUAGAUUUUGUUUAACCUAGUUAGUCACAGUGUUUAGCAUAAUGUAAAUAGGAAAAGAUGUUUACUGUCACAAAUUGUGACUCACAAUUUGGCUUGCUAAUUAUAUUUCUUAGCAAUGUGAUUGCAUUUGAGUCGUCAUUCGGUUGUCA